This is a messenger RNA of Colletotrichum lupini, 1950 nucleotides long. RefSeq lists its product as uncharacterized. The transcript is spliced from 3 exons. Lineage: Eukaryota; Fungi; Ascomycota; Sordariomycetes; Glomerellales; Glomerellaceae. Gene Ontology annotation, cellular component: nucleus. Bases 1 to 1950 code for a protein of 649 amino acids. The record is from RefSeq and is a predicted model, not a curated record.
AUGGCUAGCAAAGCUACAAUCGGCAAUCACACCGACACCAUGACUGGAUAUGUCGACUUUGCCUCGUCUAGUGAGGACGAAUUCCCCGACCUAGAUGCCGUCCUGCAAAGGAGUAAACAAUUCCGCCGACCUACCAAAGCACCUGCUCAAACAACGACCAAUAGCAUUGAUAGCGACGACGAUGCUUCACCCUCGAGACAGCUCGAAGAAGAAGCUCUUCAGUGGAAUGCAUCAAGCUCGAAAGAUUCGGAUGCCGGGAAAUCAACGGUCAAGGCUGCGCCGCCGACUGUGCGACGCCGGAAGCUUGGUGCAAGGGUAGACAACCCCUUAUUGAGGCCAUUCGGAAUUUUUUCGAGAAACGAGGGACAGAAUCUAUUCGAUAUUCCUGUCAAAUCCAAGGAGGUGCCUCGUGUAGGAGUGAGGGAGCUGCGCGUCAGAAGCCGAGACGAGACGCCGACUGGGAACCUAUCAUCAAAGUCAGACGAUGAAUCAGACGGCAGCACCAACGAGCAAACUGAAAUUACCGAGGCCGACAUUUCUGAAUUCUUUGGUGAUUCUGCAUCAGAGUUCGAGGACGAUGGGACUCCGACACUCUUUGGGCACGACUCUACGGCUUCGAGAGCUCGUGGUCCAGUAUCAGGUCACAGUCAGGAGACAACCGCGCCGAGACAGAAGGAGCGUCAGCCAGUCACAAAACCUGCACCAGAAAUCGACUUCCCAGACUCCAGGCCUAGCAGACCUCAAAAGACCACCAAAGCGAAGGAACGAAGCACCGGAAGUGUGCCCGGGAGGAAAACGAUACGGCCACAAUCAGCGAUCGUUGACCUCACUGACGAUAUGGCAGAUGCUCUUCGUCGGCUAGAUAUCACAGCCGAGCCACCAAAGAAGCAAGGCAGGGCUAGAAAAGAUGAUACUCCGCCAAAAACUCCGCCAUUGACACCGCCAAGGCCAUUCACCAAAUCACUGAUAUCCCCUAAGAAGCUCCCAGGUAUUCCAAAGACACCCCAUGGGCCUGGUAUGGAUAUGUUCUGGAGUCAGGAGUUCGUGGAUGAGUGGAACGAGGAGCACUCGCCCAAGAAACUAAUAUUGCCUCCGGCCCAAAGGAGUCCAGCGAAAAGUCCCAAAAAAGCGAAAGAACAGAAGACAAAUACGGCCAACCGGAAAGAAAGCAAGAAGGCGUUCGAGCAGAGAAAACACGACAUCGCCCAGACAUUCCUCCAAGAACUUGACGAUACCAUCACCCAGGGCAAACUGCAGUCCCUAGCCGAGUCUACAGGAGGAGUCAAGAUCCAGUGGUCGGCCAAACUCAACACCACAGCGGGAAGAGCGAACUGGAGGCGCGAAACCGUCCGUACCAAGAACGCCGACGGGUCAGAGAAAUCGGUCACGCACAAGCAUCAUGCUUCCAUUGAGCUCGCGGAGAAGGUGAUUGAUGACGAAAAUCGUCUCCUCAACGUCGUCGCACACGAGUUUUGCCAUCUGGCCAACUUCAUGGUCAACGGCAUCACUGGUAACCCGCACGGCAAAGAAUUCAAGAUCUGGGCGGUGAAGUGCUCACAGCGGUUCGGGGAUCGUGGCAUCGAGGUGACGACGAAGCACUCGUACGAGAUCGAUUUCAAGUACAUGUGGGAAUGCACCGAAUGCGGGCUCGAGUACAAGCGCCACUCUAAGAGCAUCAACCCCGAACGCCAUCGGUGUGGCUCCUGCAAGGCGCAGUUGAAGCAGACGAAACCGACACCAAGAGCCGCCGGGAAGCCGUCUGAGUAUCAGCAGUUCUUCAAGGAGCAGAUGAAAGUGGUGAAGAAGGAGCACCCUGGUAGCCAGCAGAAGGAGGUAAUGAAGAUCAUUGCAGAACGGUGGGCAAAGCGAGGUGGCAGUGCCCGGGCAACCCCCGAUUCGGAGGCGGAUGUGAACAAGGUUGGCUCUCAGCUGGUAGAUUUGACGUUGUAG